This is a messenger RNA of Hibiscus syriacus, 853 nucleotides long. Its product is annotated as probable prefoldin subunit 2. Lineage: Eukaryota; Viridiplantae; Streptophyta; Magnoliopsida; Malvales; Malvaceae. Gene Ontology annotation, biological process: protein folding. Gene Ontology annotation, cellular component: cytoplasm; prefoldin complex. The record is from RefSeq and is a predicted model, not a curated record. The transcript is spliced from 2 exons. Gene Ontology annotation, molecular function: protein folding chaperone. The coding region runs from base 81 to 590 and encodes 169 amino acids.
CAUUUAACAUUAAUCUUCCUAUUAUUUGAUCAUGAAAGUAUGUUCUCAAAGAUUUAUUUCUGUCUCUAAUCCGUGGUAUCAUGUCUCCCUUAACAUAUUUCCUGUUGCUCUUUUCUUCUAGAAUCAUUUCCUUCUUUUACAGAGAAAAAAUGGCCAGCAAAUCCGAGAGUAAGGAACCAGUGAAUGAACAAGUGAUUGCAAAUAUGUAUGGAGCUAUGAGAUCUGAAUUAAACCAAAUCUAUUCUAAGAUCACCGAGUUGGAGAUGGAAGUGAGUGAGCAUUCACUAGUUAUAAAUGCCAUUCAGCCGCUUGACCCAUCAAGGCGGUGUUACCGGAUGAUCGGAGGUGUGCUGGUUGAGAGAACCAUCAAAGAGGUUCUCCCCGCUGUGCAGCGAAACAAAGAAGGGCUCGAGGAAGUAAUUGCUCGGCUUAACGAGACCCUGGAGAAGAAGAAAAAGGAAAUUGUUGAUUUCGAGACAAAAUACAAGAUUAGGAUCAAAAAGUCUGAUGGCGACGCAAAAGAUGAAAGCAGCAAGAAGGAAGGCUCAGCUCAAGGAGUUCUUGUUGGCCCUGCAAGUUCGAGUCAGUAAAAGAUAUAGUUUCAAUGUUUUCCGAGGGCUUGUCAAAGCGUGCCACAUUUGCUGGACUUGUCUGUGGUUGAAGCUACCUUGAAAAGUUGUUUGCUAACUUGUGGGAUUGACACUUUGGCUUCUUCACCAUGGAAUUGUAACCUAAUAAUUAGGUUUCACAAAGAAACGUGCCAUGAACAUGUUACGUCACGUAAUCCAUUCGGUUAGAUGUAACAAUUCAAAUUAGGUUACAAUCGAUUCGAUUAGAUGUACAAAUCAAUGGG